ACCAUACUGUUUGUUCUUUUGACUUAUAAACACGUACUAACUCAACAACCAUGGCUCGAACCCUCUUUUUGACUUUUCAUCUUCUUCAACACCUACCUUGAAACCCUAGUUCUCCGAUCUGAGACCCAGACAACCUCGUUCUUCAUCUUCCUUCCCUGCGCUUCUUCUCUGAGUACCCAGAUCGGCGUUUUCGAAGCUUAAGCGGCGGAGGAUUUUAGCGGAAAGACUAGAGAAUCCGCUGCGGCUGAGAAAAUGGAAAGCUUGAGUGGGAUCUUGUCGUACGAGAAGCUGAACGGGAUGGCGAAUUGGGUGGGGACCAGCGUGGCAUCCGCUUUCUUCGCGUCGCUUGAGCGUUGUUCUUGUAUAAACCUCUCCACCUCCGACGACUCCGAUGAUUCCGACGAGGCCCAUGAUCGUCCGCUGAUGAUCUGCGGUUCGAACUCCUCCCGUUUCAAAGACAACCACCAAAACGACGUCGCCGAUCUCCCUGUUUAGUCCUCACAGUUGCUCGACUAGGCUUGUUUUUCUUUCUUUCUUCUUCUGUUAAAAAAAAAAAAAAAUGGAUUUUGUAUUCACUUUCUUUUAUAUCUGAAAUUUUCUUGUUCUGUCGAAUCUGUUUGGAUAUGAAGCUGUUAAAUCAUGGUUUUUGUUUGGGUUUCCUGUUCAACUGAUGCAGUGUUUUCUUGCGG
Molecule: messenger RNA, 689 nt
Organism: Carica papaya (papaya)
Lineage: Eukaryota; Viridiplantae; Streptophyta; Magnoliopsida; Brassicales; Caricaceae
Source: RefSeq, a predicted model, not a curated record